Cimex lectularius (bed bug) is the source of this 664-nucleotide messenger RNA. RefSeq names its product multifunctional methyltransferase subunit TRM112-like protein (gene Trmt112). The record is from RefSeq and is a predicted model, not a curated record. Gene Ontology annotation, molecular function: protein heterodimerization activity. The transcript is spliced from 5 exons. Gene Ontology annotation, biological process: rRNA (guanine-N7)-methylation; peptidyl-glutamine methylation; tRNA methylation. The coding region runs from base 220 to 594 and encodes 124 amino acids. Lineage: Eukaryota; Metazoa; Arthropoda; Insecta; Hemiptera; Cimicidae.
CAGUAACUGAAAAGUGACUGGAGAAGUAGUGAGGCAGUGUGCAUGCUACUCUUCACUCAUUCUCAGGUUUGCGAGUGUGAAACUGAUAGUUGUGUAUCUGGAUGCCAGAUGUACUGAUUACCGGUGAGGAUUCACGUUUUCCUUUACGAAUUUGCCAUUACCCGACAGAUACAUGAUUUCAUUGACAUACAGUUAUAUGUAGAGUUAACAAAUAUCAAAAUGAAACUUCUUACACAUAAUAUGUUGUCUUCUAAGUGUUUAAAAGGAGUGACCCAGGGAUAUCCAUUGGGAAUUCAGGCAAAAGGUGUAAAAGUUAUAGAAGUUGAUUUUAAUGUAGAAUUUAUUUCAAGAGUUAUACCGAAGUUGGAUUGGGCUACGCUUCAUAAAGCAGCAGAAACAUUGGGCUUUGGAGAUGAUAUACCACAGACCCUUGUGGAUAAUUAUGAAGAAAAUGAAGAUUUUUUAAAAAAAGUCCAUCAUGUACUUCUAGAGGUGGAUGUUAUAGAAGGAGACCUUAUUUGCCCUGAAACUGGAAGAAGAUUUCCUAUAAAUUUUGGUGUCCCUAAUAUGUUAUUAAACGAAGAUGAGGUUUAAACGUUAUAUGUAACAGAGAAUAUUAUUUAAUUUUUGUUAAUAUCAUUUUAAUAAUAAAUCAUAAAAUGUA